This is a messenger RNA of Beta vulgaris subsp. vulgaris (sugar beet), 2911 nucleotides long. RefSeq names its product DEAD-box ATP-dependent RNA helicase 31. Lineage: Eukaryota; Viridiplantae; Streptophyta; Magnoliopsida; Caryophyllales; Amaranthaceae. Gene Ontology annotation, cellular component: chloroplast. The record is from RefSeq and is a predicted model, not a curated record. The transcript has 10 exons. Gene Ontology annotation, molecular function: RNA helicase activity; nucleic acid binding; ATP binding. The coding region runs from base 215 to 2659 and encodes 814 amino acids.
CGAAAAGAUCAACCUAGUAAAAAAGAAGUCAUAUACCCAAAAAAAUCUUCCCUAAACCUAAAAAAAACUCACUGAAUUACUGGAAACCGGAAGCUGAAAAACCCUUCUUAAACCCUUUCUUCUUCCCACCUCAAAUUCUCCACCAUUUCCUAACCUUAUCAUAACUGGAAACCGGAAAAACCCAGAAAUUCUCUCUCCUCCACCACUCCAUCUGAUGCCAGUAAGACCACUUCCUCCGUUGCGCUCCCUUCUCUCUCCUCUUCCUAUGUCUUUUAAUUCAAUUCAUAAUCCUUCUUCUUCAAUCCCUACAUUUCGCCGUAUUUUCCCCUUAAAACUCAAAUAUCUAGGGUUAGGGUUAGGGUUUCCUCCUCGUAAUUUCUCAACUCGCCCAUUUAAAUCAAGGUCCGAUUCCGGACCCAAAUACCCGCGAGAGAUGGUUGCUAAAGCAGCGUCAACGUCGAAGAGUUUAAUUGAGGAUGAAGAUGAGUUGAGUAAUUGGGUUAGUGGGUUGAGAACUGGUUCGUUUAAGUCUGGUGUUUUUACUGAUGAUGAGGAGAAUGUUGAUAGAGGAUUAGGCAAGAAAUGGGGGAGUGAGGGGCAAGUUAGUAAGCGGGGGCGGGAGUCGAAUAAUGUACCUUCUUCUACUAAGGAUUCUCCAAGGUUUGGGAGGAGAUUUGGGGGUGAAGAUGAGGGGAGAGAGAAGAGAAUGAGAGGAAAUGAGAGAGAAUUCGGGACGAGAGGCGGUCGGGGAGGCGGGGGGAUUAGAGGAGGUGGAAGGAUAGGGAGGGAAGGUGUGAGAGGAAAUGAGAGAGAGUUUGGAGGUAGGAAUAGUCGAGGCGUAGGCGGGGGUGUUAGAGGAGGUGGGAGGAUAGGUAGAGAAAGAGAAUUUGUGGGGAGGGAGGGUGUGAAGGGAAAAGAAAGAGAAUUUGGGGAGAGAAAUGUGCGUGGCGGGGGUGGUAGUAGAGGAGGUGGGAAGAUAAGUAGUGUUGAGGUGGGUGGUGGGAAGCGAGGUGCGUUUGUUUCGGAGGAGGAGGAGGAUGAGGUUGAUGAACUUGAGUUUAGGAAAGGGAAGGAUAAGUCGGUUUCUGGGUUUUUGGAUUUGAUUGAUGAGGAUGAUAGUGAUGAGGAUAUUGAUGAUGAUGAUGAGGAAGUUGUGAUUAGGAGUAGGAGUUCUUUGUUUGCAAAUGAGGGUGAGAAACCGAGUUCUGGACCUAGCUCAUCAGAUAGUGUUGAUACUUACCUUAGCGAAACGAGGUUUGAUCAAUGUGCUGUCUCAGACUUGUCGCUGAAAGCAAUCAGGGAUGCUGGCUAUGAGAAGCUUACAAUGGUGCAAGCGGCAACUCUCCCUGUUAUUCUAAAAGGUAAGGAUGUUAUGGCAAAAGCUAAAACAGGCACAGGAAAAACUGUAGCAUUUUUGCUUCCAUCCAUUGAAGUCGUGAUAAAUACACCUCCUGCUGGUCGCGAUCAGAAGCGACCACCAAUUCUUGUUCUCGUAAUAUGUCCAACACGAGAGCUUGCUAGUCAAGCUGCUGCAGAAGCUAACAAGUUACUCAAGUAUCAUUCUUCCAUUGGUGUCCAAGUUGUGAUAGGAGGUACUAGACUUGCAGUUGAGCAGAAGCGCAUGCAGGCAAAUCCUUGUCAGAUUCUAGUAGCUACUCCUGGACGGCUUAGGGAUCACGUUGAGAACACUGCAGGAUUUGCCACUCGGCUUAUGGGAGUGAAGGUUCUUGUACUUGAUGAAGCUGAUCACUUGUUAGACAUGGGUUUCCGCAAGGACAUUGAGAGGAUUGUCGCUGCCGUUCCCAAACAACGGCAAACACUUCUGUUCUCCGCCACCGUACCAGAUGAGGUUCGUCAAAUCAGCCAUAUUGCUUUAAAAAGAGAUCAUGAAUUCAUCAGUACCGUUCAAGAAGGUAGCGAGGAGACACAUGCACAGGUCAGGCAGAUGCAUUUAGCUGCUGCAUUGGAGAACCAAUUUCCUCUAUUAUACACUAUGCUUAGGGAGCAUAUCUCAGAUGAUGUGAACUAUAAGGUUCUCGUAUUCUGUACCACAGCUAUGGUGACGAAACUCGUUGCAGAUCUUCUUGGCGAGCUUAAUUUGAAUGUUCGUGAGAUCCACUCGAGGAAGCCACAGAGCUACAGGACCAGAGUGUCCGAUGAGUUCCGCAAGUCAAAGGGUCUCAUCCUUGUAACUUCAGAUGUUUCAGCACGUGGAGUUGAUUAUCCAGAUGUUACCCUUGUUAUACAGCUCGGAGUUCCAUCUGAUAGAGAACAGUACAUACAUCGGCUUGGCAGAACAGGACGGAAAGGUAAACAAGGGCAAGGGAUACUCGUAUUGGCACCAUGGGAGGAAUUUUUCUUGAGCUCUAUCAAGGAUCUUCCAAUAACCAAAGCGACAACUCCAAUGAUUGAUCCUGAUAUAAGGAAGAAAGUUCAGCGGGCUUUAGCACAGGUUGAGAUGAAGAACAAGGAAGCAGCAUACCAGGCAUGGCUUGGGUACUAUAAUUCCACGAAGAACGUGGGGCGUGACAAAACGAGGCUUGUAGAGCUAGCAAAUGAGUUUAGUCGAAGCAUGGGGCUUGAUACGCCUCCCGCCAUUGCCAAAAUGGUUCUUGGCAAGAUGGGCUUGAAAAAUGUCCCUGGUUUGCGUAUCAAAUAGAUGUAAUCAACUGAUUAUAUUGUUUUGAUUUCGAGCUAUGUAAUUUAGGCUGACACUCGAGGGCAAUUAUAUUUUUUGGUAACAUUAAAUCUUGUCGCACUUUAGCUGUCUUUGGCAUGUAUCAUUUCAGGUUUUUGGUAGUAGGUUAGAGGUUAUUAGUUCAAAUUGCUAUUGUUAGAUGGUGUAUAUUCUUGGAUCAAGGUGUAUAUUCACCUAGCGAUUUAUUUAUACUUUGCGUGAAGUAAACUGAAA